UUGGGCUUAAUACUUUAGUGGAAAUCCAUCUGAAAGAGGGUGGGACUGGACGUAGGAGGAUUACACCACCUCUGAACCAGGAUAUAUUGUGUGUUGAUUUACUUUCAUUCAACAAAGCACACACCCAACACUUCUCACAAAAAGAUUAUAGUUUGCCAACAGUAUCCUAAGCAGUAAUCUUAAUUGAUCUUACUGCUUAUCCUACUGCUUAAUUACUUACUUUCAUUGAGACAACUUUCUCACAAAGGCCCUGCAACAUCACUACUAAAAAGUCUACUCAAAUUGAUCUCUGAAAAUCAAUUUGUUGCACAACUGUUGUCUCAGCAGUUCCCUCGUGACCAGCCAACUGCCAAGCCAACUGCUCUCAUAAACUUCCACUCCAGAUCAUCUCAGCACACUUCCUGAAAGCUCUAAUCACCCUGAGCAAGAUUAUAAAAUCAGUCUUUCCAUAUAUUCAUUUUUCCUUAAGCAAUUCACUCAGCAGUUCCCUAAAGACCACUCAACGGCCCAGACCACUGCUCUCAUAAACUCUCAAUUGUAAAUCAUUUCAGCACAUUUUCAUAAAGAUCUCAUCAUUCUAAACAAUAUUCUAUCUUUGCCUUCAUCAUACAGUAAAUCUCUCCUCAGUCGUUGCCUCCGCAGUUCCCUGCCAUCCAGCCAACUGCUCACUAUUUAAGUCCAAACAUCAUCCAAGCUAGAAAGUUGUCACACACUGAAUAUCUAGAGGUUAAAGACUUCCGUUGUGUAUCUAUAAAUCUCCCAAAAGAUUAUAGGUCAACUCAUCUAGAAGAGAAAAAUUGUUAAAGUUAAAAAAUAUUUAAAAGUCUAUUCACCCCCCCCAUAGACUUUUACCUCUAUCAGGGACCAUCAUAUGGUAACAUUCACCUUACUUUAAUUACCUAAAUAGGAGUAAAAGGUAGUCAAGAGUAACAAAUAGGAUUAAUAUUUGUGAGAAAUAUACCCUUGUAGCUUUUGAAAUGUUUUAAUUCAUAAUAAAAUUAUAAAAAUAAUAAAAAUCGUAAAAAAUAAUAAAAUUAAUAAAGUAUUUAUAAAAUUAAAAAUUUAAAAAAGUAUUUUAAAAAAACAAAUUAAAAAUAAAAAAGCGUAAAAAUAUAAAUCGUUGCCGCCUCUGCCAGACUGCCACCCCUGGAAAAAAUGCCACAUGCAUUAUUAAUGUCAUAUUAUUGACAGUUUCAAUGAAAUUUGGCAUUAUCAAAAAGAAAUAUGUCAUUUUCUUGACCUUUUUUACAACGGUCUGAGGUGGUGGUGCGGGGAGGAAGCUAGUGGAGGCAAUGAGAAAGACAUUCAUUUUUAUGGAUUUUUAUUAAUUUUUAAAAAAUAUGUUUUAAUUUUUUUUUUAUAUAAAUAUUUUAUUAUUUUUUAUUAUUUUUAACAAUUUUACUAUGAAUUAAAACAUUUCAUUAGGAAUUAAUACCCUUAGAGGUAUUUAGGGUAAAAAAAUAAUAUUUAGUGCUAUUUGUGAAUGAUUUAGGGCCGGAAUAAGACUGCUUUUUCGGUUGGACAAAUAAGUGACUAAAAAUAGAACAGAUAGUCGAAAAUACCCUCCUUUGUAAAGUUGAUUUAUUACACCUAAACCCUAAAUCAUUUUCCCUCUACCUCUCUCUUCAAUGCACUCAGCGGCUCACGCCAUCGACGCAACACUUAAGCUCCUUUGAAGAUGGCAUCAAAUCUUCAAUCACCAAUCCCGGUCUACGACCUUCUCUGCUUCAUGUGUAGGUAGCGCCGUCCAUCCAUCUCUGCCGCCGCCCCUCCAUCUUCGCCGCCUCCCCACUCUGUCUUCGUCGCCUGCCUCCGAUAGUCUUUUCCAUUGCACUUCCAUGCCAACUACCAAUCUUUUUCUUCGCUUUCUGUUUGAGAGCAAAUAGGGUAAAUCCGAGCGGGCAUGUGGCAGAGGUGGUGAACAGACGAGGAUAAUUCCGGCUAGGCUAUAGUGUCAUUGCAGCUGCUCGAUUGCAUACGGCUACAUUCCAGAUCUGGUAGGUUGGCUAGGUUUUGGGUUAGGCUGAUUAGGUCGUGCGGUGGUGGACGGGCUGGGGAUGGGUGAUCAGGGGUUGGGUGGGGCUUGUCGGAGCAAAUCAGGGCUGGGUGGGGCUGGUCGGAGCUGUGGUUGGGCUGGUCGGAACUUUGGCCGGGUUGGUCGGAGCCGUAGAGGGGGAAGAAGGCAGGUUGCAGCCUUCCGAGCAGUGUGUGAGGCUAGGGAUAAGUGGAGGAGGAUAGGGCGUUGGGGGAGGAGGAUAAGGCGUGUGGACAUGGGGAGUGUAAUGAUGCCGUGGGGCAUGGUCGUGUUGCCUGCGGGGCGGCGGCUAGUAGCCAGGAGAGCGGUGCGACGAGGGAGUGAGCAGUGGUGUAAUUGGUAAAUUUCUUUGAAAAUCAGAUCACUCGAAGGGGAGUAACUCUAAUUGAUACUCCCUCCGGUCUUAAAUAAACUUCACACUUUGACUUCACACAAAUUAAGGAAAUAAAUUUGACUUUAUUGUACUGUUGUGACACUGUUUGGCACUGUUUGACACUGUCUUACACUGUUUUGCACUGUUUUGAUGUAGAUAAUUUGCCAAAUAAGGAAGGGAGAAGAAGUAUGAAGUUUAUUUUGGACCUACUCAAAAAGGAAAGUGUGAAGUUUAUUUAGGACCGGAGGGAGUAUAUAUUAGUUAUUGUUGCUAGAGUAACUAUCAUUGGCGCCAAUAAGUCAUCGGAGAAGGCGGCAGGGUAAUUGGCGGCCACAUCAAGUUAUUGUGGCCAAAGUCCACGGUAGGUCACUGUGAAAGAGUAUGUAUCACUGUCACUGACAUAUGUGUCACUGUCACUGGACAUACAUGUUAUUGUCAAUGGGUAUAUGUGUAAGUGGUCACUGUGACAAUAGUUGACGUUGGUCACUGCACUUUUGGUCACUGUAGUAGGCUGUUGGAUUUGGGCUUAGUAACGGUGUAACAGCCCCUUUACUAUUUUUAUCACAUUUUUGGAACAUAUAAAAAAGUCACGUUUUGUCCA
Messenger RNA from Cuscuta europaea, 3009 nucleotides. NCBI's taxonomy places the organism in Eukaryota, Viridiplantae, Streptophyta, Magnoliopsida, Solanales, Convolvulaceae. The record is from the annotation of a GenBank genome assembly.